Linepithema humile (Argentine ant) is the source of this 1497-nucleotide messenger RNA. RefSeq names its product odorant receptor 22c-like. Gene Ontology annotation, biological process: detection of chemical stimulus involved in sensory perception of smell; sensory perception of smell. The record is from RefSeq and is a predicted model, not a curated record. Gene Ontology annotation, cellular component: plasma membrane. Gene Ontology annotation, molecular function: olfactory receptor activity; odorant binding. Lineage: Eukaryota; Metazoa; Arthropoda; Insecta; Hymenoptera; Formicidae.
AUGAAAAAAGCAAAAGACUGGAACAGUGAGGUUUAUUACGCUAUAAAUUUUUAUGAAAAAGUUCUAAGUAUAAUUGGAGUUUGGCCUUUGAAUGCAGGAGAAUUCAAGUCAAUCGUACGGUGCUUCUUAGCUGUUUUGAUCCAGAUCAGUACUAUCAUCAGCCUGUCUCUGGAAGCGUAUCGGCAGUGCCUCGGCACCGAGGACAUGAUGGAAGCUUUUCUAAUGGACCUCUCGUCUGUCGUCAGCCUCUCCAAGCUCCUCGUCGUUCGUCUUACCUGGAGGCACACUUACGCUUUGGUCACCUCGCUCAUUGACGACUGGUCGAUAUCCAGAGAUACUCAACAGCGAGAGAUCAUGAUGAAAUACACGAAUGUCGGCAGGAUGGUAUCUUUGACGAUAUUGUAUCUGGGCUAUGCAUCCGGCGUGUCGUUCCUCUUCAUGGCUCUGCCGUUUGACAGCUUGAUACCGUGGCUGAAUAUAUCCAAAGUGAAUGAUAACGACACGGCGUUAUCGACGUAUUUUCUGGCGACUUAUUGCGUUUUCGGAACAUUGCCCACGAUCGCUCACAGCUGCAUCCUGCUGCUGCAAGUUGCGCAGAUCUUCGUCAACGCAACCUCGCAUUGCGGGAACGACGGCUUCUUCUUCGGCCUCACGAUGCACCUAUGCGGGCAAUUCGAGGUGCUCGAAAUGGACUUUGCCAACAUCGAGGUGGAAAAGCGAGCCUGCAAGCAGAGAUUACGGAUGUUAAUCGGCAGGCAUUGCCGUCUGAUAAGACUGGCUGACAGUCUCGAAUACGCUUUCAAUAUGGCCAUUUUUGCGCAGUUAUUAAUGAGCGUGCUGUUGCUUUGCUUGGAAGGUAUGCAGCUGAUAAUUUCGUUGAAGAUAAACGACAAUAUCGCAGCAAUAAAGCACGUUGUCCUGAUUCUGACAAUGCUGGUGCAGUUGUAUCUUUACUGCUACGCUGGUGAUCAACUGGAAUCUAUAACCGGAAGGCUCGCAUACAACGCUUACAGCAGUCCAUGGUAUAAUUUUGACGUAAAGGUAAUGAAAGAUCUGCCCAUGGUGAUGCUUCGGGGAGAGCUAGCUCAUCAGAUAACAGCUGGGAAAUUCCUGCCUAUGAAUCUAUUUUCCUUCAAAGAGAUUUUGAAGGCUACAGGUUCUUAUCUUUCCGUUCUCAGAGUGAUGAUAGACGUGUAAAAUUAUUGAUACACAAUUAUAUACUACGACUGAUAUAUCUUCAAUGCGAUGUUUCCAAUAAUUUCAAUUUUUUCAAUUAUUGCAUACGUGAAUAGUUUUACAUGUGUCCGCGAUAGUGAUAAUAUAUUUUGCCAAAUGUUGGAUAAGAACAUGUCAUCAAAGUUUGAAUGUUUGUAUCAGUUCCACGUUAUAAUAAAAUAAACCGCAAAACGCACAACUUUACAGUUUGAUUAACAUGAAAAUACAUAAUUCAGAAAAUGUUCUGUGUUCAAUUGUUUUUUGUUCAUAUUGGAUUUUCCU